Melanotaenia boesemani (Boeseman's rainbowfish) is the source of this 1180-nucleotide messenger RNA. It is a transcript of the gene rexo2, whose product is annotated as small fragment nuclease. The record is from RefSeq and is a predicted model, not a curated record. Gene Ontology annotation, cellular component: mitochondrion. NCBI's taxonomy places the organism in Eukaryota, Metazoa, Chordata, Actinopteri, Atheriniformes, Melanotaeniidae. Bases 31 to 951 code for a protein of 306 amino acids. The transcript is spliced from 8 exons. Gene Ontology annotation, molecular function: nucleic acid binding; 3'-5'-RNA exonuclease activity.
UCUAGGUUUUUCUUUUUCAGUAAUGGCUUGAUGACAGCUGUUUUUAGGGUCUGUGGGAAGACAUCUGAAAGCAGAGACAUGUUUGCAAUCGAGAAGAAGAAGAAGAGGACCGGAAAUCCGCCUAGCAUGACCGGCUGUAUGAGGAGUUCAACUUGGGCUGUUGCUGUUGUCAGGUUGCAGUCCAGGAGGAAACCGUGCUGCUUUCCGGUCUCUCUGAGACUGUAUCACUCAGUCUGUCGUAGAGUUCGGCAGCAACACGGGUUUGGUUUAUAUCCCUACUUUUCCACACCAAAAACACUCAGCUUUCCCUCCAGGUUCGUGGUCGAGACCAGAGGAAUCAGUAUGUCGUCCACACGUAUGUCCCAGAGGAUGGUGUGGGUGGACCUGGAGAUGACUGGUCUGGACAUUGAGAAAGACCAGAUCAUUGAAAUGGCGUGCAUCAUCACCGAUUCAGAUCUAAACGUCUUGGCUGAGGGACCAAACCUGAUCAUUAAACAGCCGGACGAGCUGCUGGAUGGGAUGUCGGACUGGUGUAAGGAGCAUCAUGGAAAGUCAGGACUGACCCAGGCUGUACGAGACAGUAAAAUCAGCCUGGAACAAGCAGAGUACGAGUUCCUGUCCUUCAUCAGGCAGCACACUCCUCCUGGACAGUGUCCCCUCGCUGGAAACUCGGUGCAUGCAGACAAGAGGUUCCUGGACAAGUACAUGCCUCAGUUCAUGUACCACCUUCACUACAGAAUUGUCGAUGUCAGCACCAUCAAGGAGCUCAGCAGACGGUGGUACCCUGAAGAACACAAACUGGUUCCUCAGAAGAAAGCAAGCCACAGAGCCUUGGACGACAUCCUGGAGAGUAUUAAAGAGCUGCAGUACUACAGAGAGCACAUCUUCAAAGAAUCGACAGACGAGAAGAAACGGAAGAUUGUAGAAAAUGGAGGGAGUAAUAAGAGUUAAUGUACUUAGACUGAGAACAUCCAUCCUGCUGUCUUCUCCUGACGCUUGAUCCUCGCUGUGAAUGUCUUAUUGAUUUUAGUUUGGGUUCAUAUUCAGCUUCAUUCUGAAAAGACGUGUUUAAUCAGUUGCUGGUUUGCAGAUUUUUAUUUAGUUCAAACUGAGAUGUUUUUGUUCUCAUCUUUUGUUUUUUAAAUGAAAACAAAUAAACUCGUCUUUGAGGAAACAGUCA